AUGGUAGUCAUACAGCUAUUGCUGUUUUUAUUUACAUGUAUUCUCGUUAGAUCCGAGAAUGUCCCCAAAGGGACGAUAAACGGCGUCGUGUUGGACGUUGACAGUAUCAACAGCGUCAACGUAACCGUAGAAGAAGGCACUUUGUACGGAGUUGCCUUCAAAUCCUUCUUCCUGAGAGGCGACCAGUUCUUCACCAGCGUCGUAGAAGGUGGAGCUACUCUCUGGAAAGCUGGCGCUGAGGGAAAAUGCACCGCCGUAAAUGUUUUCAAGAGGGAGGGUCAUUCCCCUCUUCUGACCCUUUACAACAAGGGUCUAGGUCUUUCCUGCUUCGAGAAGGAAGCUGGCGAAUGGAAGGCCAUAGGGGCCGAGGAGUUUGACCUCAAGCAUGCCGGAAUGAGGGCCGGCUCCAGAGCCCUCCCCAAGUCUCCAGUUUUGGACCUUGGACACGUUGACGACAAGAUCGCCAGCAACUAUGAGAAUCUCUUGGGAGGUGCUCUUCAAAAGUCUAUCCUUCCCAUAGAAUCCUUCUUCAGCAAGGUCACGGAGUACGGUGCCACAAUCUGGGAUGGCUCAGGAGACAAGGAGUGUUCCAUGGCCUUUUACAGGUACAGGAACGGAGCUGCUAUCCUCACCUUGCAAGUUGUCGGCAAGGGAAGCAAGGCAGAGUUCAUCUACUUCAAGAACGUGGGUUCUGGAUGGGUCUCUGUUUCCGAGGAGGAAUUUAAAACUGUCGAUGGACGGAUCCUAGGCACAACCAAAUACACGAAAAAGGACGCCUGCACGUUGGAUCUUUCAUCCGUCGACACUCAAACUGUCUAUGUGGAUAUAGAAACUGAGAAUGGUCUCUCUGAGGUCAUGUACAUCCCAAAGCACGAAAAGGUUAUAACUGCAAUUGUUGACCGUUCGGAGCUCUUGUGGGUAGCUAAAGAGGGAGAGGUGUGUUCGUUGGUAUUCUUUAGCCAGAAGGAUAGCAUUGCUCUGCUAGACUUGCACAUUAAGAAUAUCGAAAACGAGUACGAAUCCCGCCACUUUGAGAGAGUUGGCGCAGCCUGGACACCAAUUUCAGUUAAUGAAUACGACACCAGACUUGAUGAGCUCAAGGAAUCCGGCGGGACCUCCGUAGUGACACUCGACAUCUCUGAACCAUCCUCCUCCUCUAUCGAAGUCGAUGAGAGUACCGAGUUUGGCGUCUCUCACACCGCAUUUCUUCCAGCAGAUGGACACUUCAUCAAGUCUGUUAUGGACGGUUCAGAGACCAUUUGGGUUUCCGGGGGUGACGAGGUCUGCCUUAUUGCACGAACAUCCUCCAAGAACGGAUACCCAUCUCUUCUCAUCCUCUUUAACAAGACUGAGUACAGAAGCAACUUCUUGUGCUUUGUACAGGAUGGCUCUAGCUGGAAGCAAAUCACAAAGGGAGAAUACAACGAGAUGAUGAAGGAUAUGGAUAACCUGCCCAAGGCUGCCCAGAAGUUGUUACUUGACGCCUUGGUAGAUGAUAACACCAAAGUCACUCUUGACCUCGUUAACCCAAACAAAGAAAAGAUUACCGUUGUAGAAUAUGAACUCGAUGAAGCCAUACAAAAGAGAUACACCCCGAAUGCUGGCUUCUUCAUCGCCUCUGUUGUCGAGUCUGAGACCUCCAUUUGGGAUGCUGUAGACCCCGAGGAAUGCGUGGCUGUUGGCUCAUAUUCCAAGAAUGACAUAUUCCUCAUAGUUGUGCAGAUAAAGAAGAGUGAUGGCUACGACUUCAAGUACUUUGAAAAGGUGGAGGGUAAAUGGGAAGAACUUGACGAAGUUCGACUUUCCGAUAGAUUGGAAAUCUUGAACUUUUACAUUCAAAAGGACUCAUUUUCCACCAUCCCAGUCGCCUUUGAUAUCUACAAAUCUGACGACAGGGUUACCUUGCGCGACUCUUAUCACUCUGGAGUACAUCACAAGCAGUUCUCCAUCAAGAGGGGCUUUCACAUAUGCCACGUAUCUGAGGGAGAGAACCGUGUCUGGUCCUCCACUGAGGGUGAAAAAUGUACCUCUGUAAACCUCUACAACACUGAUGAAUUGUCCUUCAUCACUCUGUGGCUCAAGACCGGAAAGACCGUUAGCAUCAAGCGCUUUGAACAGAUUGGAGGUAACUGGGAGGAGAUAACCAUGGAUACAUUCUCCAGGAAACUCCAGGAGGCGAAGAUGUUUAGAAAGUACGAGCCAGAGGAGCCUGCAGAUUCUUCCGCCAUCUCCCUUGACAUUUCAGUCCCAGACAGAAUUAACUUGGCUGUCCAUGAGGAGAUUCACUUUAAAGUCUUGGAAAGAGAAUACUCCCCAAAGAAGGAUGUUAACAUUACCUCCGUCGUUGAUUCUGGCAAGGAAUUGUGGAAGGUAUCUGGAGACGAAAAGUGCAUUUUUGUGAACCAAUUCUCGCUGGAUUCUUCAACUAUCAUUUAUCUGCGUGUCAAGAAUGGAGAAGUAUUUGUGCCAAAAUGCUUUGAAAAGACUGGUGAUACAUGGAAGGAGAUUACGGAGGAUGACUUUUUCAACACUUUGGACGUCAUGAUGGGCAAAUAUAACAAGGAAUCAUCGGGACCAUCCGACGGGUUUACGCUAGAUAUUGCCAAUCCAAGCAAGGAAAAUGUCAUCUCAACGUCAUUCAACUUAAACGGCGCAAACCAGUCCACAUUUAGACCAAAGAACCGCGUUAACACCACCUCUGUAGUUAACGGUGAGAACACAAUCUGGGAGGCCAAGAAUGGCGAGAAAUGCACUAUUGUGAGCGUUUACACAAGGGAAGAUGACGCAGUGGUUUGCAUUAACACCGAAAAGGAUGGAAAGGAAAGGAGAGUUCGCUUGGAGAAGAUUGACAAUGACUGGGUUAAAAUCACAAAGAGCGCAUUCUUUGACAGGAUAAAGGCCAUGAGCCAAAAGAAACAAGUGAAAAAGACCACGGCUAAGCUGGACAUUGUCAAACUCGAUGUUUCCACCUUUGGAUCCCCUGAAUAUCUAGACGAGGAUGGAGUCAAGCAUACCGAGUACACUCCCAGGGAAGGAUCACGCAUUGUCUCUGUUGUAGAUGGCUCCAAAAACUUGUGGGUUGCUCAGGAUGGAGAGGACUGCUUCUUUGCCAGUUUCUCCUACAGCGAAGGUGUCACCACCGUGUACCUCGACAUCAUCAAGGACGGCGAAUUUGAGCCUGUCUCCCUCAAGAAGCAAAACGGUGAGUGGAGCAAGGUCACGGAUGGUCAAUUGAACAAGGAAAUUGAGGACUUGUUGGUCAAAAGGAUAGUUGAGGUUCCUCAGGAUGUUGACACUCCAGCCGUCCCUAGUUCUGUUUUGGACCUUGCUGCUCCAAACGAGGCGGGUAUAGACAUUUCCACAAAGGUUGUCAACGAGAUUGUCUACAAAAAGUACUCGCCAAAGAAGGGUAGCCGCAUAGACAUUGUCAUGGACUCUGGCAUGGCUGUCUGGAGUAUCGGAUCAUACGAAGAGUGCAAAUUCGUCAAGUCUUACACUGAUGGAGAGAAUACACUUCUCACAGUAUGCUUCUACGCUGGUGACGAUUAUUCCUUCAAGUACUUUACCAAGAAUGAUACUUGGGUUCCUCUCUCAAAGGACAGCUUUGCCGUAAAUUUGGAGAUCAUGUUGAACCACAACAACCACGAUCAUGCGUCCAAGGAACUUGCAGAGACAGGAUCCUUUGGACCCUUGUACAAUGGCUUCAAGUUGGACCUUGAGAACCCAGACCUUUCGAAGCUCAAUUUCCGCAAUGAGGACUCCAAAGGCGUAAACUACAAGGGAUAUGACCCCAAGGAUGCCCUAUUCAUCUCUUCAAUCGUUGAGGGUGAUGUGCCCGUUUGGAGGUCCAAGUAUGAUGACAAGUGCAUUGCAGCAACCGUCGCAUCAAAGGGCGAUUCUAAGCUCCUGUCAGUAUUCACCAUCUGCGGAUACAGCUUUGAGACUCUCUACUUUGAAAAGAAUGGCAAUGAGUGGACCAUCAUCUCCGGAAAUGAAUUCAAAGCCAAGAUGGGCGACCUCUCAAACUUUAUUCUCGACAUCUCCAACUUGAACGAAACCAAGAUUUCCACUUACGGAUAUGAAAAGGGAAACGUCUCCCACAAGGGCUACAUUCCCAAGGGAGAAUUCAUCACCAGAGUAGUAGAUGGCGAGGCAGAUAUAUGGACCGCUUCAAGAGAUGAAAACUGCAAAUUUGUGAGCUCCUACACUUUGGACAACUUUGUCAUCUUGUACAUCAGCGUUGAGACUAACAAGACCGAAUUCAAGUACUUUGGAAAGGGAGAAAGUGGUUGGACGCCAAUUUCAAGCGAUGUCUAUUAUGACCUCUUGUGGAAGUUCACUCACUUUGGAAAUGAAGAUACAUCCUUGAAGGCAAACACCACUCUCAACAUUGAGUACCCAGACCCCUCUACAAUCAAUGCAUUCAUCAAGGACUACAGAGAGAACGACUACACCUGUGGCAACUAUACUCCAAAGGAAGGAGUUCUUGUAAACUCUGUUAUUGAUAGUGAUGGAGAGAUUUGGACCGCCACUGGCGAUGAAAGAUGCACCUUUGUGGCAGUUUACUACAGCCAUGGGACCACAAUUCUCCUCGCAAAUGUCAAACGUGGUGACGAGACAGAGUUCCACUGCUUCGAGAGGACAGACAUUAAAUGGAUAAGGAUAACCGAAUCUCAGUUCUUUGAUACCAUGAAAAUGAUACUCAAGGCCGGAAGAUUUACCCUUGACAUUGCUGAUCCUGACAAGAAGAAGGUUGAGGUUUACGAUCGUGAAAUCCAGGGAGUCAAGCACAGGACCUUUUUUCCAAACAGAGCCCUUGAGCUGACUAAAGUUACCGAGGCUGGAGUCGACAUUUGGACCGGAGCUGAUGGAGACAAAUGCACAGCUGCCACUCUGUCUACCAAGGACACUCGCGCUGUAAUGUUGUUGCAUGUCAAGAAUGGCGAUUCAUUCGAGUUUAAAUACUUUGGCAAGAACGAUGGCAAGUGGAGUGAGGUCGAUAGAGACACCUUCUACGAUACCUUGAGGGACAUGAUGGAGAACUCUGGCAAACUCCCAACAUCUCAUACCGCUCUUGAUCUCGCCAAGCCAAACGAGAACAAGUUUGUUCUCGAGUCCAAGGGAAAGAGUGGCAUCUCCUACGUCUCCGUUAAACCAAAGAAGGGUGUAACCGUCACUUCUGUCUCAGACUCUAAAAUAAUGCUCUGGAAGGGUAGGUCAGGUGAAAAGUGCAAGAAGAUUGAAUUGUACAACCAUUCCAACCACACCGUCCUCUACAUGCGCGUGAAGAGGUCCGGUUCCAAGAAGUCUCUUCGCUUUGUCAAGACCUCUGGAAAGUGGAAGAAGAUUGGAAAGAAGGAGUUCUUCAUGCUAUUGAGAGACAUGAUGGAGCAUUCCAGACAGGAAAUGGUAGAACUUGCCAGAGAAUCCCCCGCUGACUACUCAUUUGAUAUUUCUAGCCCUGAUGAUUCCAAGGUAGAUCUAUAUGAGGAAACCGAAUUCGGGGUAUCCUUCAAGGGGUAUACUCCAAAACCUGGUGUCCUCAUAACCUCCGUUUUUGAUGAGGACUUUGACUUGUGGAUAGGAAAGGAUGGAGAGAAGUGCGUACUCUUGGGACGUCACAUCAACGGGGACUCUGAAAUUAUCUCCCUUUACAUCCAAAAGGGCCAAACCUAUCAAUCCAAGUACUUUGUCAGAGGCGUUGAGUGGCUAGAAAUUACCAAGAGAGCAUUCUUCUACAAGUUGAACACCAUGAAGGAAGUCACAUGCACAAUCGACAUUUCUAAUCCUGACGACAAUGUGAAAAUGUUUGAUGAUGUCCUCAACGGUGUAAACUAUAGGUGGUACUACCCCAAGAAUGACAUACCAGUGACUUCCGUUGUUGACUCUGGAUUCACAUUCUGGAAGUCAAACUCCAAGGCAAAGUGCCCAGUGGUAAAUGUUUACACCAAGGGUGACAUUACUCUCCUUCUUCUUUACGUUGUGAACUCUGAAAAGUCCAGGUUCAAGUACUUUGAGAAGAUUGACGGAGAAUGGAUCGGUAUAACCGAGGCAGAAUUUGAUGAAAGGUUGAAUGGCGCCAAAACUGGGGAGAUCCCAUCAACAAGCACAGGAGAUCUUCUCUCUGCAAAAAAGUCUCUUCCUGUUAAAGAAGUUUCCGAGAGCACUGAUUUUGUUCUCGACAUUUCCAACCCAGACGUCUCAAAGGUCUUUACCAUCCAUUCUACCUACAACGAUUUGGAUAACUUCAAGUUUGCCGCCUACUCUGAACUCAGCAUUGCCAAGGUAGUAGAUGGAAAAGUUACUUUCUGGGAAGCUGGAUCUGGCAAGAAGGGAACACUUGUAGAUCUCCUGUACAAGGCUAAAGAGUACAAACUUUUUGCAGUCAUCCCAGAUCAGGAUGAUUACACCACCGCUUCAUUCUUUGAGCGUGUAGAUGACGAGUGGACUUCAGUAGACUUUGAGUACUACCAGAUAAAGCUUAACGACUACUACCAAUGGGUCCCAUCUGAUGACUACAACAAGAGGGUCUUGGAUAACUACCAAGAGUGGGUUUUGGCAGAAGGCGACUACACCGAAAAGUUUGAAUUCUACAACUGAUUGACUCACUAAUCGGAAUCAGGUUAGGAUUCUUCCUUUAUCGCCUACAUUCUAGUUUUAACCAUGGAAACUAUUUCUGUUCUUACCGCCAGUGGAAGAACUUUUGCUUUAUGAGAUGCCAUCCUGGCACUCGCUAUACAUGUACAAUCAACUUAAUAGGUUUAUGUAU
This is a messenger RNA of Theileria equi strain WA, 6769 nucleotides long. RefSeq lists its product as hypothetical. NCBI's taxonomy places the organism in Eukaryota, Apicomplexa, Aconoidasida, Piroplasmida, Theileriidae. The transcript has a single exon. Bases 1 to 6600 code for a protein of 2199 amino acids. The record is from RefSeq and is a predicted model, not a curated record.